AUGAAUUUAGUUAUAGGUAAGAACAGUCAGUAUGAGACGUUCCACGUGGAUCAGAAAGGCUAUAGCUUGUACGACGGUGACGACUUGGAGACGCCGCCGUCGCCUGACAGACCACCACCGAGACCCAUAGGUACUGUAAAACCCAAUAUGAAGUAUCAUAAUUUAUUUUAUGGGAUCGGGGGCAGACGAGCAGACGGAUCACCUGAGGACAAAUAUGUACGUGCCGAGUGUCCAUGUCUAACAGCGCGAUAUACAGUCGCGCUGCUCGCUUGCUUCGGCUUUAGCAUCAUGUUCGGAAUGAGGUGCAACAUGAGCAUGGCUAAGCUCAAAAUGACAGAAAAAAUCAACACUUCGAGUGGUGUCAAAGAAGAAACUCCUUUCGAAUGGAAUGUAAAAGUGGAAUCGUCGAUAGAUUCUUCAUACUUUUUCGGGUACCUUAUAACGCAGGUUCCUGGGGGUUUUUUAGCGUCCAUGUAUCCUGCAAAUAAGAUUUUUGGCGUUGCUAUUGUGACUUCAGCGAUAUUCAAUAUGGCUAUACCGGGAGCAAUGUCAGUAGGCCCAGCGGCUGUUGUAUUAUUGAAAGUAGCUCAGGGAUUUGUGGAGGGUGUUACCUAUCCAUCUUGCCACGGCAUCUGGAGGAUGUGGGCCCCACCUUUAGAGAGAUCUCGAUUGGCAACACUGGCAUUCUGUGGUACUUACGCUGGUAUCGUCAUUGGCAUGCCACUCUCAGGCUUACUCACUGAUUAUAUCUCAUGGGAAGCACCAUUUUACUUUUAUGGAGUCUCUGGUGUUGUCUGGUAUGUUAUGUGGCUUUGGCUUGUAUUUGAGAGGCCUAGUAAACACCCCCACAUUUCGGGCAAGGAGCUUACGUACAUCGAACAGUCAUUAGGAACGGCGACACAGGCCGCAAUGCCCGGCUUUUGGAACACACCUUGGAAGGCUUUCGCCACUUCACCGCCGUCUGGUUUCGUCGGUGCUAUCCCUCACUUGAUUAUGACUUCACUGGUGCCGAUCGGCGGCAUGUUAGCAGAUUACCUGAGAAAGAAUAACAUUAUGACCACAACUAAUGUGCGCAAACUCUUCAACUGUGGUGGUUUCGGAAUGGAAGCAUUCUUCUUUAUCCUAGUAGCAUAUGCCAAUAAUAAGUAUGUUGCUACCAUAGAACUCACGCUAGGCGUUGCCUUCAGCGGUUUCGCGAUAUCAGGCUACAAUGUCAAUCAUCUGGACAUAGCGCCGCGGUACGCUUCUAUUCUUAUGGGCUUAUCUAAUGGUAUCGGCACCAUUGCUGGCUUCCUCGUACCAAUUGUCAUCGACUACAUCACACAGGAUAAGAAUAUCCACGAGAAAGCUAUCACGGAGUGGCGAGCGGUGUUCCUGAUGGGUGCCACAGUACAUUUCAUAGGAAUCACAAUUUACGGUAUCUUCGCGUCUGGAGAACUACAGCCGUGGGCCGAGCCGACGUCUGAAUUUGAUACGGCAGUCAAAUCGCUGGAGCAUGAAACCACUUUCACGGAGCGGUCUUCAGCAGCACCAUUGAAAGGCUCUGAGCCCCCAGCAUAUGGCGCUAUAGCAGCACCUCCCCGACCACCAGUACCUGAGAAGCACGUCCCAAAUAAUCCCUUCGAAUCUCAGGCCAGAUAG
This is a messenger RNA of Diatraea saccharalis (sugarcane borer), 1641 nucleotides long. Lineage: Eukaryota; Metazoa; Arthropoda; Insecta; Lepidoptera; Crambidae. The record is from the annotation of a GenBank genome assembly.